AUGAUUCUUAGCUCGGCUAAGGCAAUAUGGGACUUUCUGGAAAAAGAAUAUCAUGGAGAUAAAAGAAUUAGGGGCAUCAAGGUCUUAAACCUGGUGAGGGAAUUUGAAAUGCAAAAAAUGAAGGAAUAUGAGACAAUUAAGGAAUACUCAGAAAAACUUAUUAGUGUGGCCAAUAAGGUAAAGUUUCUUGGCGACGAGCUUUCUGAUACAAGGAUUGUGCAGAAAAUCCUUGUUACUUUACCUGAAAAGUUUGAAGCAACAAUUGCUUCAUUGAAAAAUACAAAAGAUUUGUCAAAUAUUACUUUGGCAGAACUUUUGAACUCCUUACAAGCACAGGAACAAAAAAGAAUGAUGAGGAACGAGGCAACUGUUGAAGCUACGUUGCAAGCAAGGCAACAAUUCAAUUCUGGAGGCAAAGGCAAGAAGAAAAAGUUCAAUAAGGGCUAG
Messenger RNA from Solanum dulcamara, 447 nucleotides. RefSeq lists its product as uncharacterized. The transcript has a single exon. NCBI's taxonomy places the organism in Eukaryota, Viridiplantae, Streptophyta, Magnoliopsida, Solanales, Solanaceae. The record is from RefSeq and is a predicted model, not a curated record. Bases 1 to 447 code for a protein of 148 amino acids.